Molecule: messenger RNA, 483 nt
Organism: Coffea eugenioides
Lineage: Eukaryota; Viridiplantae; Streptophyta; Magnoliopsida; Gentianales; Rubiaceae
Product: GDSL esterase/lipase At1g06990-like
Exons: 1
Coding region: 1-483 (160 amino acids)
Source: RefSeq, a predicted model, not a curated record
AUGGCACUUAAGUUCCGCCUUUCGUGGCUUAUUCUUCUGCAGGUUUUCAGCAGAUUAACUCACGAGUGCAGUGGCCUAAAACUGUCAAAGAGUACAGCCCUUUUGGUUUUUGGUAAUUCAGCUGUUGAUAUAGGCAGCAACAACUAUAUACCUACUAUACCCAGAAGCAACUAUGAUCCUUAUGGCAUUAAUUUCACACGUCACAUUCCUACCGGAAGGUAUUCAGACGAAAAACUCCUUCCUGACAUUUCUUGCCCACACAAGGCCUCAAAGAUGUUAUUCCUCCUUCUCUGCGGAGAAACUUAUCCGAUGAUGAACUGCUUUCGGGUGUCAUCGGCUGCAGCAGGAUUUGAUGAUCAAACUAAGAGUGUUACCAAUGCAAUUCCAACGUCGAAGCAACCCCGAUUUUUAAGGGAUUACUUACCUAAGCUCGAGAGGAUUGUAGGCAAAAAAGUGCUCAAAGAAUUGUUCGGGAAGCUGUAG